Messenger RNA from Gloeophyllum trabeum ATCC 11539, 1344 nucleotides. RefSeq lists its product as uncharacterized. NCBI's taxonomy places the organism in Eukaryota, Fungi, Basidiomycota, Agaricomycetes, Gloeophyllales, Gloeophyllaceae. Bases 1 to 1344 code for a protein of 447 amino acids. Gene Ontology annotation, molecular function: hydrolase activity, acting on carbon-nitrogen (but not peptide) bonds. The record is from RefSeq and is a predicted model, not a curated record. The transcript is spliced from 6 exons.
AUGGCAGGCACCCACCCAGACAGCAAAAUCCUCUUCCUAGAUGUCAACAUUCUCGACUCGACAGGCAGAGAGCCAUACAUGGGCGACGUUUUGAUUGAGGGUGAACGCAUAACAGCAGUCGGGAGCGUACCCCAGAGGGCAACUCUCGUCAAUAAUCCAAAAGUCAGAGUUAUGAACGGUCGGGGAAGGACACUAAUGUCCGGCCUUGGCGACGCUCACGCCCACUUCUCAUGGAAUGGUGGUGACCUCGAGAAGCUCGGGGACCUUGGUGUAGAGGAACACACCUUGCUUACUGCGAGAUCGGCGCUUGCCUUCCUUGAUUCGGGUUAUACUAUGUGCUUCGGCGCCGCGUCUGCAAAAGAAAGACUGGAUGUGGUCAUUCGCGACGCAAUCAAUGCCGGCGAUAUCCCUGGUCCACGCUAUCUUGCUAACGGGAAGGAGAUGGCUCGACGUGACGGCGAGCUCGUGGCAGGAAUUACAGCCUAUGCUGAUGGUCCAGAUGAAAUGCGCGAAGUCAUCCGCCAUCAUGUAGCGCUGGGAGUUGAUAAUAUCAAACUCAGUAUGUCUGGCGAAGAGAUAACCGAGACUCGAUCCGCCGAGGACUGCUACUUCACCGACGAAGAAACCGCUGCGUGCGUCGACGAGGCCCACAAGUAUGGCAAACUCGUCUGCGCGCACGCCCGUGCCCGCGAUUCCGUGACCAUGUGUGUCAAGCACGGCGUCGAUGUCAUCUACCAUGCGUCCUACAUCGACGAUGCGACCAUGGACAUGCUCGAGAAGGCAAAGGACAAGCAUUGGGUCGCGCCGGCCAUCAACUGGCUGUAUGCGACCCUAUACGAAGCGGCUCCUUUCGGAUACGCCCAAAGCAAGGCGGAGAAGGUCGGGUACAAGCGUGAGCUUGAGACCGCAAUCAAGGCUCUGCGCGAGAUGCACAAGCGAGGGAUCAAGGUGCUCCCAGGAGGCGAUUACGGCUUUGCGUGGACACCGCACGGCACCUAUGCCCGUGACAUUGAGCACUUCGUCGAACUUUUGGGCUUUACACCAAUGGAAGCCAUUCUAUCCGCAACAGCCGGCGUAGCGGAGCUUUUCAUGCGCUCCCACGAAUUGGGCAAGAUCCAGCCCGGCUACCUUGCCGAUUGCAUUCUCGUCGACGGUAACCCUCUGGAGGAUAUUCGCGUCCUCCAGGACCACGACAAGCUCAAUGUGAUCGUAAUCAAUGGGCGAGUGCAUAAGGUUUCUCCGACCGAGUUUCACCCGCCCCCUGUUGCAGGACAGGAUGGGAACAGGCAUGUCAUCGUACCAGACUUUCCAGAGGUAAAGAAGAAGUGGCAAACGGUCUUUUAA